AUGGCAUCUCCAAAUCUACCUACGGCUGCUUCAGUUUACCAUACUACCCUCCUUACGGCACAAGAUUGCCGGGAACAUGUUCACCUCAUCAUCGGCUCCAAUCCGCUGGCGGCAUCCCGAGUCUCCCAGUCACUCAGCGUGGGCGCAAAACCCAUUCUGAUCGCUCCGGUUUCGGCCCCCUCACCAACAGAGUCGGCAGCGACCCCAACAACUACAGCAGAGUCAAAGCGGGAGCUACACCACACCCUAGUCAACUACAUCUCUUCCGGCGCCCUAACACACCUGGAUCGGUCUUUCGCCGAUGAGGACCUCUUCACGCUCGGCCGGUCCGAGGUGGACAACGUCGUGGACGCCGUUUUUGUGACACAACACAACCAAUCGCUGGCCGAGCGGGUAUCAGCUCUCUGCAAGCGCAAGCGCAUUCCUGUUAACGUGAUUGAUAACCCGGCGCUGUGCUCUUUCAGCUUGCUGAGUGUACACGUUGAUGGACCGCUGCAGAUUGGCGUGACAACCAAUGGCCGGGGCUGCAAGCUGGCUAGUCGUAUCAGGAGAGAGGUGGCUUCGGCGCUGCCCAAGGGAUUGGGAGCCGCGUGUGCCCGACUUGGAGACGUGAGAAGGAGGAUCAUCACCGAGGACGCAGAGGCUAGGACUGCGGCAGAAAGCGCCAUUGCUGCCGCGGUGAACGAGGGCGUCGACGACUCUAUCGAUCAGUCGGCGACGUUUAACAAACUUGUCACGGAGCUGGACGUGCAAGCCGAGGCCGCGAAGACGCGCCGUAUGCGGUGGUUGGCGCAGGUGUGCGAGUAUUGGCCGCUGAAGAAGCUGGUGGAGAUCACCGACGAUGACGUGGAGAGCAUCCUCCAGGCAUAUCCCGGGUUCAGCGGCGACAACUCCUCGGCAUCACCAGUACAACCCGUUUCCCCGGGCGCCGUCAGCGAGGGCGGCAGCACCACCAGCAAUGGCCGUCUCGGACGCAUCUUCCUCGCCGGCAGCGGUCCGGGCCACCCGGAUCUUCUCACCCGGGCCACCUACAAGGCCAUCCAAUCAGCCGACCUGAUUCUCGCCGACAAGCUGGUUCCCUCCGGUGUUCUGGAUAUGAUCCCGCGUCGGACGCCCGUUUCGAUCGCGCGCAAGUUCCCUGGAAACGCCGAUCGUGCGCAGGAGGAGCUGCUCGAGCAGGCUCUGGAGGGUGUUCGUGCGGGUAAGACGGUGUUACGGCUUAAGCAGGGCGAUCCGUUCAUCUACGGACGCGGCGGCGAGGAGGUGGCCUUCUUCCGGGAGCACGGGCUCGGCGAUCGUGUCGUGGUGUUGCCGGGCAUCACGAGCAGCUUGAGCGCGCCACUGUUUGCGGGUAUUCCUGCCACCCAGCGCGAUGUUUCGGACCAGGUGCUCAUCUGCACUGGAACGGGCAAGAAGGGCAAGCCGCCUGUGCCGCCCGAGUAUGUCGGCAGUCGUACGGUCGUGUUCUUGAUGGCGCUGCACCGUAUCGGAGGAUUGGUCAGGGAGUUGACGACGCGUCUCGAGGAGGUCGACGGGGUCGCGGAAGUUUCGGAAGGCGAGAAGCAACGGGCUCUGUGGCCGCUUGACACACCGUGUGCUGUUAUCGAGAGAGCCACUUGCCCUGACCAGCGAGUGAUCCGGACAACGCUCCGGUACGUUGAGCAGGCCAUCGAGCAGGAAGGAAGCCGCCCACCUGGGCUUUUGGUUGUCGGUCGCGCCUGCGAGGUUCUGUACACGCCGAAGAAGGAAGGCCAACUCUGGGUCGUGGAGGAUGGCCAGUUUAAGGACUUGGAUUUCGAGGAUUCUUUGGGUCUUUCGCUCAACGCCACUUCGGGCGUUGCGCGCACUGGAUCAGCAUGA
Molecule: messenger RNA, 1860 nt
Organism: Sordaria macrospora k-hell
Lineage: Eukaryota; Fungi; Ascomycota; Sordariomycetes; Sordariales; Sordariaceae
Biological process (GO): sulfate assimilation; siroheme biosynthetic process
Molecular function (GO): uroporphyrin-III C-methyltransferase activity
Source: RefSeq, a predicted model, not a curated record